Molecule: messenger RNA, 1677 nt
Organism: Symbiodinium natans
Lineage: Eukaryota; Dinophyceae; Suessiales; Symbiodiniaceae
Source: the annotation of a GenBank genome assembly
AUGGGCCAGAGUCCGGCUUGCGGUGAUCAAGCGUGCUGCGUGAAGCCUUGCGAGGCGGGGGACCCGGCGGACAGACCCGGUGAGGUCAUCGAUGUUGUUGAGGCCGUGCGAAUAUCGCCUUCUGCGCCCUCGAUCAUCGGCCAGGCUCAGCGAUUGCAAGACGCACUCGUUGAGGAGUGUGUGGAGGCGCCUGACGACGAGCCAGAACCCAGCGCCAGCAAUCCACAUCUGCCGCCGCCGCCCAAAGCACGCCUGUCGGUGAUUAGCGCCGAUCUUCCACCGCCUGGACUACCCUACCGCCUGUCUUUCCCAGACACGAACUCCUCCGCGCAUGUGUCGAAGCUCGGGUCACAAGUCACCGACAAUACAGAUGUGUCGAAGAGGAGAUCUCAAGACACUGAUGGCAGCAAGGAAGUGCGGAGAUCGGUCGACAUGCAGCAGGAUGCCCCGACAAGCAGUAUGGUGGCCAGAUGGCGAGAGCGAUCGGACAGCCGUCUGGCUCGGCACAUGUCUCGACGGUAUUCAGCAGUGGACCAGGAGAUCGUUCGGGCAAUUUCUCUUGCGAGGACGCUGCAAGGCUGUGGGUCUAUCUGGCGCUACAACCCAGCUCGGCUCUCGCCCGAGGACCGCAUGGCCAUUUUCAACCAAUCCGUCCCUGUCGAUUCAUUCGAUGUCUUCCUCUCCCAUACUUGGUUUACCAAGGGAAGAUGGAAGGUGCUGACGCUCAUGCUGCAGUUUGGAUGGAAGUUCGUCUUGUCCCUGUGGGCCAGCGCAGUAAUUGUUGCCGCUGUCCUUUGUCACAUCGAUGUGCUUCCGGCACCUCUCUCGUUCCAAGCCGACGUUGCAGAUUUUGCUGGAGAGUGUCCGUUGGGACCCUGGUGUUUGAUCUUUUCCUUCGUGGCAUCUUUGACGGGCUUGGUCAUUGCUCCAUAUGGACGUUCCUGCAAAGAUGCGAUGUGUUUCCUGGAUGUGGCGAGCAUCCACCAGACAGAUACCGAUUUGAUGGAGCGGGGCGUGUACGGAAUCGGCGGCUUCUUGAGCAUCUCAAAGGAGUUGCGCAUUUUGUGGAGUCCGCCGUAUUUGUCGCGCUUAUGGUGUGUGUUCGAGCUUGCGGCCUACCGCAAGGUGAAUCCAUCCGGCAAAAUUACUUUCGCACCGCUAUUCGUUGAAAGAACGAUUCUGAUGGCAGUGCUCUGCGUUUAUCUCGCGAACUUCUGCAUACUCGCGGCCAGCGCGAGCAGCGGCUCUCAGAUGCUGGCUCGCGCCGGAUAUGUGGCGAUGUUCAUCCCCUUCGCGCUGAAUGUUCACAGUCUUAGGAAGAACUACCGGACGAAGUAUCAGCUCCUAUAUGACAUGGAGCACUUCGAUCUGGGCAACGUUGGUUGUUCGAAUCAUUUUGACGGAGAGUUCAUACAAGCAGCGAUCACGAAGUGGUACGGCGACCAGGAAGCGUUUGCGGCUUUCAUCCAAGGGCCACUUCGGCAAGAGCUCCAAGCAACAAUAGGUUCUACCCAUGUCCCGCUCUAUGGCGUCCUCCUGUUCGUGACACCAACAGUGAGCUUCUCCGCCUGCAAAGGGACUGGUCAUUGCGUGUUGCUGUCAUUUUGGUUCCGAGAUCCUUCGGGUUUUGGGACAAGCAGUCCUGCAAUUGGUGCAAUCAGAACCUUAAGACUUUAG